Thunnus maccoyii (southern bluefin tuna) is the source of this 861-nucleotide messenger RNA. It is a transcript of the gene ndufb9, whose product is annotated as NADH:ubiquinone oxidoreductase subunit B9. Gene Ontology annotation, biological process: mitochondrial electron transport, NADH to ubiquinone. The coding region runs from base 64 to 591 and encodes 175 amino acids. NCBI's taxonomy places the organism in Eukaryota, Metazoa, Chordata, Actinopteri, Scombriformes, Scombridae. The transcript is spliced from 4 exons. The record is from RefSeq and is a predicted model, not a curated record.
CUCAGACUCCCAGAAUCCUCCGCGCUGCGUCGUCCGGCGAGAAGGUGACAGGGGACGGUGAAAAUGGCCUCUGCCUAUCUCACUCACCAGCAGAAAGUGUUGCGACUUUACAAGAAAUCCUUGAGACACCUCGAGUCAUGGUGCAUCUUUAGAGACAAGUACCGGUUCUAUGCCUGCAUGCUGCGGGCUCGCUUCGAUGACAACAAGAAUGAGAAGGACAUGGUGAAGGCCACCAUGAUGCUGAAGGCGGGAGAGGAAGAGUUCUGGGCCAACCAACAUCCCCAGCCCUACAUCUUCCCCGACUCUCCUGGAGGGACUUCCUAUGAGAGAUAUGAAUGCUACAAGGUCCCAGAGUGGGUGCUGGAGCACUGGCACCCCUCCGAGAAGGCCAUGUACCCUGACUACUUCUCCAAGAGAGAGCAGUGGAAGAAACUGAGAGCACAGAGUUGGGACAAAGAGGUCGCCCAGCUGCAGGCCGAGACUCCAGCCGGAGGCCCCCUGACCGAGGCCCUCCCUCCUGCCCGCAAGGAGGGCGACCUCCCCCCUCUGUGGUGGCAGUACGUCACCCGCCCCAGGGAGCGCCCCACAUAAACACCCCUCCGCCAACCUCUCAACCACACAAAAGCGGCACGAAGACUAGCGGACCUCUUAUUUAAUUACCAUCUGUCUGUAAAGAAUAUUUUAUUUGAGUCAUUUCUGAGGAGGUUCACCUGUGCAGGUUGCAUAACUGAGAAAACUACCUGUCGGAAUUCACAGUGAUUCUUCAGUAGUCAGUUUUUGAUGGUGGAUGACUUUGCGAAGUCUUGUAGAUUUACCACUUAAUAACUGUAACUGUUCCAAUAAAGAAAUAUGUGAUGAAAA